This is a messenger RNA of Sphaeroforma arctica JP610, 192 nucleotides long. RefSeq lists its product as hypothetical. The transcript has a single exon. Gene Ontology annotation, molecular function: DNA binding. The record is from RefSeq and is a predicted model, not a curated record. NCBI's taxonomy places the organism in Eukaryota, Ichthyosporea, Ichthyophonida. The coding region runs from base 1 to 192 and encodes 63 amino acids.
AUGGGACGCAAAGCGGACCCUGUAAGGAAGGCCCACUAUGUUACGAGGCUGGAAAAGGGUAAGGAGAUCAAUCAAUGCAACUACUGCGAUAAGGACUUCUCUCAGUCCAAUGUGCGCCAACUGAAAGAACAUCUGGCCAAUACUACCACCAGUGUAGCUUCAGCGAAUGUGCGAGAGAAGUAUGCCAAGUAG